AUGGUGAAGGACGUAGGUGCACGGAUCAGUACCCCCACCCCGCUGACGCCCAGCGUACCACUCACGAAGCUGCUGAGGGGACAGGGUCUCACGACCGCGCUGCUGCUGCUGGCGUGGACCACCACCGGAGCCACUCCUCUGCGCAGAGCCGCGACCAGCUCCACCGCCACCUCCCCCGCCUCUGCCACCUCCGCCGCCUCCGCCACCACCGCCGCCUCUGCUCCCUCCGCCACCACCGCCGCCUCCUCCUCCUCCACUGCUGCCACCGGCACCUCCACCCCCACCACCACUCCCACUACCACCCCCACCCCCUCCGCCGCCUCCACCGCCGCCUCCACCGCCCCCGCCAUCUCCUCCAGCGCCCUUGCCCCCCUUGCCCUUGCUAGUGCGGCGCUUCCCCGAGGGGGCAGACGUCGCGCCGACCGACUCGAAACCAACGAGGUCGGCCGCAGCAGCAGAAGCAACAGAGGGCAAGAGGGGGGAGGGAGAACACCCCUCAAAGACGGGGGUGCGGGGGUCACCACGAGAGGCUCCUACAGCGACUAUGCUCUUCUCUACUGCUAUGAGGGCCUUCUCGAGGAGGUCAACGGUGAAAGUGGUGGGGCAAACAGAGAGAAAGUGGUCCCUGACUACGCGGAGGGAGUCAGGGAGACGGGCUACUAUGUAGUAGAGGGUGGCGACGCACAGCAAGACGUGCAGCAGCAUCGCGUGUGGCCCACUGUGAGGGAACAGUGGCGUCAGCAUCAGCAGCAGGGGCAGGAGAGGCACAAGAGGUGA
Closterium sp. NIES-65 is the source of this 777-nucleotide messenger RNA. The record is from the annotation of a GenBank genome assembly. NCBI's taxonomy places the organism in Eukaryota, Viridiplantae, Streptophyta, Zygnematophyceae, Desmidiales, Closteriaceae.